AAAAAGACAUCCUUAACUAAUAGUCAUUACACUUGUCAGUGAGAAGUAAGGUGACUGAAAAUGCGUGUGAUUGCACUGUUGGCUCUUUGCCUAGCGGCUGUGGCAGCCGCCCCCAAAGAAUCCCAAAGGAUUAUUGGGGGAUCUGUCACCAACAUUGGCCAGUACCCUAUGAUGGCCUCACUCCUCUUCUCUUGGACCAACUCUGGCCACAGACAGUCCUGCGGAGGCACCAUCAUUAACAACCGAGCCGUCCUUACUGCUGCUCACUGCACCAUUGGUGACCCAGUAAGCAGAUGGAGAGUUCGUGUCGGCUCCACAAACGCCAACGGUGGCGGUGUUGUUCACAACUCCCAGCAAAUCAUCAACCACCCCAGCUACAACUCAAGGACCUACGACAAUGACGUUGCCAUCAUUCGCAUUUCCGGCACAUUCUCCUUCAACAACAACGUGCGCGCUGCUUCCAUCGCCGGCUCCAACUACAACCUUGGUGACAAUCAGGUCGUCUGGGCUACCGGAUGGGGAAGAACUUCCGUGGGUGGAUCAAGCUCUGAGCAGCUUCGUCACGUGCAGAUCUGGACUGUGAACCAGAACACUUGCAACCAGCGCUACCAGAGUAUUGGCAGGUCCAUCACCGCUAACAUGUUGUGUUCCGGCUGGCUCGAUGUCGGCGGACGCGACCAGUGCCAGGGAGACUCCGGUGGUCCUCUCUUCCACAACCGUGUCGUUGUUGGUGUUUGCUCCUGGGGUGAAUCCUGCGCUCUCGCUCGUUUCCCCGGUGUUAACGCUCGUGUAUCUCGCUAUGCUUCUUGGAUCCAGAACAACUCUUAAGCUAUCACAACUUAACUUAUUAAAAACAAUAUAACAGUUUUGAUUUACUA
Molecule: messenger RNA, 878 nt
Organism: Trichoplusia ni (cabbage looper)
Lineage: Eukaryota; Metazoa; Arthropoda; Insecta; Lepidoptera; Noctuidae
Product: trypsin CFT-1-like
Exons: 4
Coding region: 61-828 (255 amino acids)
Biological process (GO): proteolysis
Molecular function (GO): serine-type endopeptidase activity
Source: RefSeq, a predicted model, not a curated record